AUGCCUCUCUCUCAUCUGUUCACAUUGCCCGUUACUUGCUUGCGCGAGGCUAAUGCAGCGCCACAUUGGCAACUCCAACUGGGGAUGGUAGUUUCGGCACAGACGUUGUCAUCAGUAUCAUCACAUCAAGACACAUACAAAGGCCACACAGGCUUCUGGAGUUUUACGGACCUUGAACUUCUCACUACUUUUCACAUCCCUGCCCGGGAUCCUGGCCGUCCCGAUUCCCCGCCGAUGUUUUUCCCUUUAGGAACAGACGGGGACAGGAACAGACCGGCCAAGGAUAAGGACCCUGACCCUAGACAAUACAGUUCCAACCUUGACUCGAGUCCAUCUCCUCAAACUCCUAGCACCGCCUUGCUCCACGGCCCCAACAUCCCAAGCAUGUGGACCAGGCCACCACGUAGCCGGGGGGGGGGGGGGAUGAGCUAG
Molecule: messenger RNA, 432 nt
Organism: Colletotrichum tamarilloi
Lineage: Eukaryota; Fungi; Ascomycota; Sordariomycetes; Glomerellales; Glomerellaceae
Exons: 1
Coding region: 1-432 (143 amino acids)
Source: RefSeq, a predicted model, not a curated record